Molecule: messenger RNA, 1529 nt
Organism: Mangifera indica (mango)
Lineage: Eukaryota; Viridiplantae; Streptophyta; Magnoliopsida; Sapindales; Anacardiaceae
Product: heat shock factor protein HSF24-like
Exons: 2
Coding region: 400-1218 (272 amino acids)
Biological process (GO): regulation of transcription by RNA polymerase II
Cellular component (GO): nucleus
Molecular function (GO): DNA-binding transcription factor activity; RNA polymerase II cis-regulatory region sequence-specific DNA binding
Source: RefSeq, a predicted model, not a curated record
AAAAUUUCCAGAACCAACAUCGCUUUCUUCUCUUCCUUUUAUAGUUGUCUCGUACAAGAAAUAAUAAAGAGAAAGCUAUUUUUGUGAGAAAGUUAUGGUCUUGGCCCUGUAUAAACCAGGCUCAUCCGAAAAACUUUUUCCGGUGAUUGCUCAUGGCGGAAGGUAGGAGCAACCGCCUCACUAAUCUCGUUCUCUCUAGGAUUUUCCUUUCUGGGUUUUACUGUUGGGACUGGGAAUUCUUGACUGCUCUCUUGCUCUUUAGUUCUUAUUCUUCUUCCAUCUAAACAAAAAUACCCCAUACGUAGGUUGUUGUUUUCAGUUGAAAAUUUUUUCUUUAGGUUUUGCUUUUGGCUUGAUCUUCUUGGGGGUUGUUGAAGGGUAAAUCGGGGAUUGAAAAAUAUGGCGCACAGGUCGGUGCCGGCGCCGUUUCUGUUGAAGACGUAUCAGUUGGUGGAUGAUCCCACGACGGACGAUGUGAUCUCGUGGAAUGAAAGUGGCAACACCUUCGUCGUCUGGAAAACUGCUGAUUUUGCAAGGGAUUUGCUUCCUAAUUACUUCAAGCACAACAAUUUCUCUAGCUUUGUUCGCCAACUCAAUACCUAUGGAUUUCGAAAAAUUGUUGUGGACAAAUGGGAAUUCGCCAACGAUAAUUUCCGGCGAGGGCAGAAAGAGCUGCUAACGGAAAUCCAUCGCCGGAAAACGGCGCCACCACCAGCGACACAAACUGCGGGGAAAGGAGCUGCUGCGAAGGCCAAUUCGGGGUCAAAUUCUGGCGAGGAUCUGGGGUCGACGUCAACUUCAUCUUCGGAUUCGAAGAGCCCGGGAUCGGGAUCGAUUGACACCGCGAAGGUCGCCGAUCUUACUGAUGAGAACGCGAAGCUGAAAAAGGACAACGAGAUGCUGAGCACGGAGCUAGCGCAGGCGAAGAAGCAGUGCGACGAGCUGAUAGGGUUUUUGACAAAAUGUGUUAAAGUGGGGCCUGAUCAGAUCAAUCGCAUCAUCCGGCAAGGAAGCUGUGGGUCCACCUGUGAUGGAGGAUUCGUAAGUGAUGAUGAUGAAGAAAGUUGUGGAAAGUUGAAGCUAUUUGGGGUUUGGUUAAAAGGCGAUGGAAAGAAGCGUGGUCGUGAGGAGGGUAGUAUUGCCUGUGCUGGGUCACAUGACAUGAAGAACGUGGAGCUUCAUGCGCCGUUCAUGAAGAGCAGCAAAGUUUGUAACUGACCAAUCGAUCAAUCAGGACGAUUGAAAAAAUGCGGUGCGUAGUGUAAGGAUUGUGCGCGUCUCUGCAGGUGAUUUACUAUGGAAGAAAAGGAAACAUCUUAUUAAAAGUUUGUUUAGAUGCCUUGUAAUAUUGUUUUUUUUUUUUUUUAAAUUUUAUGGGUGCAAGAAAUUUAGGUAAGUGGAGAUCAAAGGCAAAUGGAUCUCUACGAAGGGGAGUCCACCCUUAUUAAAUGGAUAACGUUAGAAAAUAUGCACGUGUAGGAUUUGCUUCCAAUAAUAUAAACGAUACUGUAUGAUUGUUACCUUUUAAA